GUACGAGUGGGCGGACAGGACUUUCCUGGCGUUCACGCCUCAUUCUGCCAAGUCAGACUGCACAAAGUGAAGUCAGCAGUCCAAAAACUUACUCCUCUUGAGCGGAGUGACGGGACGACUCCACGCAAUCCUAAAGGCAGCUGUAAGUACAGGCUACUGAACUCGAUGGAUCAUUUAGAGAUCGGUUCAUUUAUUGUAAUGUUGAGAAACACAAAACAGAAGAGCAGCGUGCAAGAAUGAAAAAGAGAUGUGCUGUCUUACACUGGUUAAGAUGCAAGUUCUACGUGUUUGUCGUGUUAUUGUUUGUCGUGCUGAAGCUGGUGUACAUCAAGAUUACAAUGGACAACAGUAUUUACAUCGAACCCUAUGGAGCCACACAUAGAUCACUCAGCGCUCAGCCUCUGAAUGACAUUAACUGCACAGCCAUUUAUGAACUGGAUCCGGUGGAAAUUGGCAAGUCGUUGGAGUUAAGACGCAAAAACAUUGUGGAAGUUGGUGAUGGGAGUAUCAUUUCUUUUACUGCAGACUGCAAAAACUACAUUGAACAAAGGGGCUAUAAUGAGGUCAUCAUAACAGAUGAGGAAUGCAGCUUUCCAAUUGCAUACUCUUUAGUGGUGCACAAGAACAGUGCUAUGGUGGAAAGGAUUCUUCGAGCCAUCUAUACACCCAACAAUAUUUACUGCAUUCAUUAUGACCAAAAGUCUUCAAAAGAUUUUAUUGCAGCAAUAAAGAAUUUGGAGAAAUGCUUUCCAAAUGUCUUCGUAGCCUCUAAAAUUGAGUCCGUUCAGUAUGCACACAUUACAAGACUUAAUGCAGAUCUCAACUGCCUUUCAGACCUGCUGAGUUCAGAGGUCAAAUGGAAAUAUGUUAUCAAUUUGUGUGGCCAAGACUUCCCACUCAAGUCCAAUUAUGAGCUGGUGGCUGAGCUCAAGAAAUUGAACGGUACCAACAUGCUUGAAUCAAGCAGGCCCAGCGAAUUGAAAAAACAGCGAUUUCAGUUUCAGUAUGAAUUGAAAGACGUGUCAUAUGAAUACCAUAAAAUGCCGGUUAAGACAUCCAUUGCUAAAGACCCACCACCGCAUGACAUCGAGAUGUUUGUCGGGAGCGCUUACUUUGUCUUGACACGUGAUUUUGUGUCAUAUAUUAUGACCAAUCAACUGGCAAAGGAUUUUCUGCAGUGGACAGCUGACACAUAUUCUCCUGAUGAGCACUUUUGGGCAACAAUGGCCAGAGUGCCUGGAGUUCCUGGAGAGAUCGGGAGAUCUGAGCCUGAUGUUACAGACCUGAAGAGUAGGACGCGUUUGGUUAAAUGGAACUAUCUUGAAGGCCACUUGUAUCCACAGUGCACCGGCAUGCACAGACGCAGUGUCUGCAUCUAUGGUGCGGCGGAGCUCCGGUGGCUUCUGGAGGAUGGCCACUGGUUUGCAAACAAGUUUGAUACCAAAAUUGACCCUGUCAUUAUUAAAUGUCUUGAAGAGAAACUUGAGGAGAAGCAGCAUCAACAAUGCCUGAGAAGAGUGGCCUUAGGGCCAUGUUUUGGUUGAAAUAUGUAUGUUUGCUGCUGCACUUAUGUUCAUUCUAAGCAAUAGGUUAUUGUAUUUCUGAACCACUUGCAUUUUUAACAUGUUUCCAUCCAUUAUAUUCUAGGUGAGUAUGUUAAUAAGUUUGCCUUUCAGCUUCAUCUUUAUAACCUGACCCAAAAAUGUAUUCAUAGGUGCUUAAACUAUGAAGUAUUUAUAUAUUUUAAUUUAUUUAAAGUAAUCAAUCUUUAAGGAAACUUUUAUAGGGCUUCAGCUGUGAGAACUGUCUUAACUGAGUUUUUCUUUUGUGUCAAAAAAUAAAUAAAAAACUUCAGGUGAAAGAAUAUGCAGUGUAGUGAACUUGUAGCAAUAUUUACCAAUAUUUCUCACUUUACAAGUAUUACAUUUGUAGUUUUGAUGCUGUGUCAUUUUUAAAUUAUUUAUACAAUAACUAGCAAUCUCUACUGUACAUUCAAAAUGGUUUCAAAUAAAGCUAUUUAGCGCUUGUACUUUUUGUAA
Cyprinus carpio (common carp) is the source of this 2039-nucleotide messenger RNA. RefSeq names its product beta-1,3-galactosyl-O-glycosyl-glycoprotein beta-1,6-N-acetylglucosaminyltransferase 4-like. The record is from RefSeq and is a predicted model, not a curated record. Lineage: Eukaryota; Metazoa; Chordata; Actinopteri; Cypriniformes; Cyprinidae. Gene Ontology annotation, cellular component: membrane. Gene Ontology annotation, molecular function: acetylglucosaminyltransferase activity.